AUGCAAGGGACGUUUGACUCGUCACAGACCCUUCGUGAUGUGAAAAGAUGGAUCGAGGCGGAAACGGGCUUGGCCCUCACUCCAGUCGAAGACGACGCACUACCGUCAUUUGCUCAGACCUCGGCAAUGGCGCUCAACGACUACGCCUUCUGCUACUUGGGCGUUCCGAGAGUCACCUUCACUGUGGGUCAGGAACUUACCAAGCUCAGUGACUUGGGUCUCUGCCCGCGCCUGGCACUCAUAUUGAAGCCCGUGCGCUGUGAACAAGAAAGGAGGCAACUGUCUGGGCUCUGGACUGCGCUUUCGGGCAAAUUGUCUCUGGUGGCCAGCGCCUUGUACACAUUUUUCGAUUACGGAUUGGAAGACGCCGAGCUUGACUUCCUGGGCGAGGCUGAUGUGGCCCAGCCUGCGUUUGUCGUGCCAGAGAAACCUACCGACGUUGAAGCUGAUGAUAAGCACGAGAAGUUGGUCUCGAAUGAAGGUUCGACCUCGAUGGCUUCCGUGACUAGUCGUGGUAACCAACUGCACGUUUUGCACGACAGAGAGACCAAAAGAUUGCAGGGUAGCGCUAAUAAUUGA
Molecule: messenger RNA, 579 nt
Organism: Candidozyma auris
Lineage: Eukaryota; Fungi; Ascomycota; Pichiomycetes; Serinales; Metschnikowiaceae
Exons: 1
Coding region: 1-579 (192 amino acids)
Molecular function (GO): protein binding
Source: RefSeq, a predicted model, not a curated record